Messenger RNA from Brienomyrus brachyistius, 6893 nucleotides. RefSeq names its product ArfGAP with RhoGAP domain, ankyrin repeat and PH domain 3 (gene arap3). Bases 293 to 5464 code for a protein of 1723 amino acids. The record is from RefSeq and is a predicted model, not a curated record. Gene Ontology annotation, molecular function: GTPase activator activity; protein binding; phosphatidylinositol-3,4,5-trisphosphate binding. The transcript is spliced from 34 exons. NCBI's taxonomy places the organism in Eukaryota, Metazoa, Chordata, Actinopteri, Osteoglossiformes, Mormyridae. Gene Ontology annotation, biological process: positive regulation of GTPase activity; signal transduction.
ACCUAGUCGCCGUUUCCCUGAUAAGACUCAGUUUAGCAAUCUUCUCCUCGUCGUGGUUCGGCCGCUAGUCCUGCACUUUUAAGAAUCCACAUAUUUUUCGUUUUAAUCUUAUCCGCUGUUUUAGUUGGCAGGAAAUGCGGGUGUAACGGAUUCAUUUUGCAUUUAUUUUUUUAAUGGAGAUUUGCCGCAACAAGAGCCAGUGAAUGAAGGGAGAUGAGGGAGCGGUAUCCUUCCCGCCGCCUGGCCUUAGCUGGUCAUUGAAUGCCUACUGUCCCUGAAGCGUUUGGUUGCCAUGGCUAUGCUGACGGAGAAUGCCGAUGUGGAAGCCCUGUUAGCCUAUAUCCACCUGGAGAAGUACCUGGAGAGCUUUCGGCAGUCCGGAGUCUGCUGGGCCAAGGACUUCAUCCACCUGGACCAUGAAGCUCUGAGCCAGCUGGGAGUGACUGCCACCGGCCACAGGAAACGCAUCCUGAAACUGGCCGAGCAAAUCCAGCAGACAGCCUGGCUGAGGGAGAGGGAGACCUCGCUGGACCGCUGUCAGUCUGAGUCAGCCAUCCACCUGGCAUCGCCCCCAGUGGAGGGGACACUAACGUCUCCGGUGCCGGGUGAUCAGUCACCUCCAGAGCUACUCCGUAACAAUUCUGUUCCAAAUAUCCCAUCCACCCUCUUGGGCCCAAAUGUUGAGUCAAGCGAUGAGGUGUUGAAGCCGAUUCCCAAGCCCAGGACUGUGUUUACCAAGCUCAAGAUGGAGUCUCCUCUGUCACCUACGGGCCCAGAACCCCUUAUUCCCAGGGAACCCUCCAUGGAAUCACUGUGCUUUGUAACACUUGAAGGAUCUCCAGUCAGUGAUAAGCCCUCAACCCCAGAGGGACCAGGCCCGGGCUACAAACGAGGCUCUUUCGACGGACCACUGCUGAACUGCGCCUCGGCCCCAGACUCGGGAGGGCUUCUUCCUCCUGUCCCUCCGCGGAUGAACCGCGGCGUGCCGCCUGCCACGUUUCGUGGCCGCUUGUCCCCCGUAGGGAUGGACCAGGAGCCUCCGCCCACUCCGCCGCGUUCCUGCUCUCCCGGAUCACCCAGGUGUCGUGUGGAGCCCCCGUCGCACUGCCCUGUCCUCUCCCCGCUGUCUUCGAGUGGUGGUUUAGAGAUGGUCUCCAAUGAAAUCUACUGUGGUGCAUCGCCGAGCUCCACGAUGCACCGGGAUGGGGUUCUCUGGAACCGUCCCGUUCCGCUGCCUCCGCCGAGGCAAGACUCCUCCGGUGGCUCUUCUGAGGGCAAAGGCAGUGCGAACAACUUUACAGAUCAGCCCAAAAGAAUUCUGGUGUCAGACGAAGACGAUUCCAUUAGUCCUUACUGUGAAACCGUGUUUCAGAACCAGCGAUUCCAGGAUGUUAAGGUCAUAAGGACUAAAAGUGAUGGAGAGACCCAGGCACCAAAAAUGAAAGAGGACACAAAAGGAGAGGAUUCUGGGCUGGAACUCCGCCCGCCAUGGUCCUGUCGCUUGUCGCAGGUAAUGCACGAGUUGCCAGCCUAUUGCACGGUGGGUGACCCGGGGCCGCCCUUGGGCCGCUGCCUCUCGUUGCCCCCCCUGGGGCUGUCCUCUGGCGACACAGAUGAGGAGCAGGCCAUCUCGCCGUAUGCCAGUUACACGUCUCUGUCGGAGCAUGUCGCCCCCGUUCUCAGCGGCUGGCUGGACAAGCUCUCGCCUCAAGGGUACGACUCGUCCAGGCUGCCCCCCUCCUCCCACUGCCUGUCCUCCCCUCUCCGGAAGUGUCUGUGCUUCGUGUCUGUCUUCCCAAAUCGAAACUACGUGUUCCAGAAGCGCUACGUGAAGUUUGACGGCAAAAACCUGAUGUACUUUGGCAGCGAGAAGGAAGUUUACCCGAAAGGUGUGAUUCCUUUGGCCGCCAUACAGAUGGCCCGCCCCUCCAAGGAUAACAAAUUUGAAGUUGUUACGAGCCAUAGAACAUUUGUCUUCCGAGCCGAUAACGAAGCCUUGAAGAACAAGUGGUGCAGCACGUUGCAGGGCCGGGUCAAGGACCAGCUGGAGUUUGGGCGGCCGCGCUUCGGCCCUGGCAGCCACUGUCAAAAGAGUGGCUUCCUGGAGCUCAAAGGCACCAAGUCCAAGGUCUACACUGCCAUCAACACGGAGCAAGUGUGGCUGUACAAGAACGAGCAGUGCUUCAAGAAUGGAAUUGGAAUCACCUUGAUAGAAGCCAGAGGCUCUACGAUUAGAGACGGCAAGGGCAAAAGCUUUGAUCUCAUAACUCCCUACAAAGUUUUCAGUUUCACGGCUGAGUCAGAGCGAGAGAAGAGAGACUGGAUGGAAGCCCUGCAGGAGUCCAUUGCGGAGACGCUCUCUGAUUAUGAGGUGGCGGAGAAGAUCUGGUCCAACCGGUCCAACAAGAUGUGCGCUGACUGUAAAGCCAUCAACCCUGACUGGGCCUCCAUCAACCUCUGUGUGGUCAUCUGCAAGAACUGUGCGGGGCAGCACCGAAGCCUUGGCACUAUGGUCUCCAAGGUACAGAGCCUGAAACUGGACACAAGUGUGUGGAGCAAUGAAAUUGUGCAGCUCUUCAUUAUGCUGGGUAAUGACCAGGCCAAUGAAUUCUGGGCGGCCCACCUUCCCGUGGACGCCGAGCUGGACCGCGAUGCCAGCCCAGAGCAAAGGCGCGAGUUCGUCAUCCUCAAGUACCGCGAGGGACGCUUCCGCCGCUCACAUCCCAGCUUCAACACUCAGGAGGAGCUGCUCAAGGCUCUAUGCACUGCAGUGACUGAGCAUAACCUGCUCAAGACUGUCACGUAUAUUUUCAGUGAGGCUGUCGCUAACACUAAUGGCCUGUCACCGGACCAUCGUUUGCAAGCUGCCUCAGAUUCCAGCCUGGUAGACUGGACACAAAGCGUUUAUGAUGAGAUCAUCCAGCCCGUCCUGUACUCUGGCUACAUCUACAAGACAGGCUGCUUGAACAAAAGCACAUUAUCCCGCAAGACGAGAGAAGACUUUCAGAAGUACUGGUGCUCAGUGGAGAAAGCCCUUCUCUUCUAUGAGUCAGAGAGGUGCCACGAGCCCUCGGCCAAGAUCGACAUCAAGGACAUCGUCUGCCUAGGCGUCAGCCGGCCAGACACGUCCAACAACACAGGCUUCAUUGACAGGUUCCGCUAUACAUUUGAACUGUGUUUGUCCUCCGAGAAGCUCUACCAGUUUGGACUGGAGACCCCUGAUUCUCUUCAUAAUUGGGCACGAGCCAUUGGGAAGGCUGCCACCCCCAUCAGUUGUCACUGUUUGCUGGCACGUGAGUUCGAGAGGGUGGGCAUCCUGCGCUACAAAGCCAUGCUGGACCCCCAGCAGUGGAAGGAGGGCUACUUCAUCCUGCAGAAGUCCAACCUCUUCAUCUGUCCCAGCAGUGACGGCGCCGCUGAGGACAUCAUUAACCUGAAGCACCUCCAGGAACUCAGCGUGACAUUUCAAAACGAAAAUAAUGAGAAGAAAGAAAUUCUGGUGUUGGUUGAAAAAGGAAGGACCCUGCACCUGCAGGGUAUGGGACGCACAGACUUCUCCCUGUGGUCCACAGACAUCCAGACGGCCGCUGGGGGGAAGGGGAACACGCUGCGGGACCAGCAGCUCAGCCGGAAUGACAUCCCCAUCAUCGUGGACAGCUGUGUCGCAUUCAUCACUCAGUACGGACUGGGACAUGAGGGGAUAUACAGGAAGAAUGGAGCCAAGACCAGAAUCAAGCUGCUCAUGGAGGAUUUCCGCAAGGACGCUCGCAACGUCAAGUUACGCAUAGGGGACAACUUCAUAGAAGAUGUCACGGAUGUACUGAAGAGGUUCUUCCGGGAACUGGACGACCCCAUCUUUAUGGCUGACCUGCACCCACUUUGGAAGGAGGCAGCAAAGAUAUCCAAUAAGACGCAGCGGUUGGACAGGUACAAGGAAGUAAUUCGCAGCCUGCCCCGGGUGAACAGGACCACACUGGCCGCGCUGAUUGGUCAUCUGUAUCGGGUUCAGAAGUGCGCCGGUCUCAAUCAGAUGUGCACCAAGAACCUAUCGCUGCUGUUUGCCCCCAGCCUCUUCCAGACUGACGGCAAGGGGGAGCACGAGGUGAAAAUCGUGGAGGACCUCAUCGACAACUACCUCUAUGUUUUUGAUAUUGAUGAAGAGCAACAGACCCAGAUAGAAUUAGAGAUCAGCCUCAUUACUACGUGGAAGGACACUCAGCUGUCCCAGGCUGGCGAUUUAAUCAUUGAGGUUUACCUUGAAAAGAAGAUACCUGACUGCUGUAUCACUCUCAAAGUUUCCCCAACAAUGUGUGCGGAAGAGCUGACCAAUCAGGUGCUGUAUCUGAGGAACGUGCCGGCUGGCGAGAAGGACGUGUGGCUGACAUUUGAGGCGAUAGAGGAUGGAGAGCUCGAGCGCCCCCUACACCCGAAGGAGAAGGUUCUAGAGCAGGCCCUUCAGUGGUGCAAGAUGGCCAAUCCCAGCUCUGCCCACUUGCUGGUUAAGAAGGUGCCUAGAGGAGAGGCCAUUAAUAUCUUUACAGCCUACAAGAGCGAGAUCGCGAAGAGCGGGGUCCUCAAGUGUCGGGAGGAGCCGCCCAAACUCCUGCAGGGCAAUAAGUUCCAGGAGCGCACCUUUCAGAUCCAAGAUCACAAGCUGCUGUUGCUGAAGGACAAGAAGAGUAACAAGCCAGAGAAGGAGUGGUUGUUAAAAACGCUGAAGAUUUACAUCGGGAUUCGAAAGAAGCUGAAAGCACCUACAAAGUGGGGAUUUACUGUGUUAUUGGACAAACAGCAACUCUACUUAUGCUGUACCAGCGAGGCGGAGCUGUGGGACUGGAUGUUAAACUUUCUUAAAGCGCAGCAUGAUGACCUCCAGGCCCCAGUGCUUAGACGCCACUCCACCUCCGACAUCUCCAAGCAGAAGUUCGGGACCAUGCCCCUGGUGCCCAUCCGAGGAGAUGAAAGCAACUCCACCAUGCUGUCAGCCAAUCAGACUCUGCGAAAGCUACAUGCAAGGAGGACACUAUCCAUGUUCUUCCCUAUGAAGAUGCAGCAGGAUUCAUUCGAGGAGAGAGCAGAGAGUCCGGAGCCAUUGUAUGAGGAAGUGGGUGAUUUCAGUCUGCCGGCGCUCGGAUCGCCAGAGGCUGCCAGCUCCAAGACUCAGGAAGCGCCGGACAGGCCGAGCAGCCUGGUGGCCAGGAAGACGGCGUCCCUGGACCGUAUGAUCGGGCCCAACCCCGUGCGUCUGCUGCCCCCCGCCUCCUCGCUGGACACCCUGUACCGGGACGAGCCCCGGCCUCUGGACGCCGGCCUGGCACUGCAAGCCACACCCAGGAGGAAGCCUCCACAGCCCAGUGACAGAUCCCAGGUAAUGCUGCUGCAGGAGCUCAGCACGGUCUUCAGCAGGAAGAUCGAGGGCGAGGCUGCGGACGGAGGCGAGGACGGGGAUUUGGAGGGACUUUGAAUGAGCGAAUGGCACAGAUACCCCAAGAGUUUGCCAGACAGCCUUGGCUGCCAUAGUGUCUUUAACAACACUGGAUCUAGUGGCACUAAAGCAUGUAUAACCUUCUCUCUCAACUAAACUUCAUGGAUGCGGCCAUAGUGGCACCAUGUGUGUUAGUGACAGAACAACUUUCACCACAUUCGCUUAUUUCAUGUCCUUUUAGGACCAUGAAUUAAUUUUUUUUUUUCUUUUCUUUUUUUAGUCACUCACCCCCUGCCAGCAUGUGAACCAGUUUCACACCUUUUUGCAUAUUGAAAUAUACUUUACGGCCUGUGUAUUUAUUUAUUUAUUUUAUAGAAUAACGGUAUUUUUUAGAAUAACUUUUUUUUUUUUGGUAGUUUGAAAUACACUGUGACGCGAAUAUCAGCUAGAUGGGAGUGUAGAAAGACACACUGUAUAUUAGCUUAAAAUUGUGAACACUACAAGCAUUCCGAAUUACACAAAGCAGACGCCUUUGGGAGUGAUGACGAUGUUAGUAUUUGCAGCAUGCAAAAAUUUUACGAAGAUUGCAUCACUUUCAAAUUACGCCUGUUGCAUUUGAACACCUGUGUAAGGUUCAUUCGUGUAUUUGUACAGGAGGGGGCAGAGUUGAGCCGGGGUUUUAUAUUAAAACAGAGUACAAGGUUAAACAAUUGCCUUGGAACCAGACAUUACUGGGUGACACUUGUAACCAAUAUAAGACAAAAAUUUAACUGCCUAAAUUUAUUUUGCCGCUAACUCCUAUCGAUAAAUAAAUAAAUAUAUAUAUAUAUAUAAAAUUCAUAUUCAUGGGGGGUGAUUGCUAUCAGUUUAACAAAUAAAAAUCUUCAGGAAUAAAAUUAAGAAUGUUUUGCAAAAGUGAUUUAAUGGCACGUAUGGAAGUUAAAUGUCCUAUAAGCUCAUUUUCUGUGAUGUAUAUAGCGUUGACUGUUCCCUCCCUAGGGAAGGAGCAUAUUUAGACUUUACAAAUGUAGUACACAAUCUUAAACAUGCUUAAUAACUAUUUGUGCCUUUUAACGAACGUCAAAAUACGGAGACCAGCCAAGAGUCGCGCACAGUGUAUCUGAACUGACGGAGAAGAUCAAAUGUUACCUGCAAAAAAAAGCUAGAAAUAUGUAAUGAUUGAAUGUUGAUUCUUUCACUCCGUUGUAUCGUUGUUUUCUAUAUACUGAUAGUGUUUUGCUAUUAACUCGUUUUAGCUGUCGUUCGGCUGCAUUCCCAACGGGACACUGCCUUACAUGUUCUGCUUAACUGUAAAUACUGUAUAGUUUUACAAUACUUUUGGGAUUUACCUAGCUCUUGUUUUGUCAUAUAAUGUGUAGCUCAAAUGAAGGAGUUUUUACAUGUUGUAUUAUAUUAAAUGGUUUCUUUUCUAAGUGUGUGUGUUUAAGUAAAGAGACUACAAACCUUU